Molecule: messenger RNA, 6182 nt
Organism: Bacillus rossius redtenbacheri
Lineage: Eukaryota; Metazoa; Arthropoda; Insecta; Phasmatodea; Bacillidae
Product: T-cell activation inhibitor, mitochondrial
Exons: 10
Coding region: 95-1558 (487 amino acids)
Cellular component (GO): mitochondrion
Source: RefSeq, a predicted model, not a curated record
UGAGGUUAUGUAGAAAAUGGGUAAAUUUCAUUAAACUUUUAAUUGUAAUGACAGUUAUUUUAAUAAUGAAAUUUGAUUCAUUCCUGUCCUAACGAUGGAGAAACUGGGAUUUAAAAAUCUGCUGAGAGCGGGCUGGGGCGGGGGCGUGGUCUCGCUGCUGCGACGCUGCCUCAGCUCCGCAGAGGUGUCGACGGCGCUCCGACCCUUCUACUUCUCUGUGCACCCGGACCUGUUCGGCCAGCACCCCGCCGAGAGGACGGUGAACGAGGACUCCCUGAAGCAGCUGAGCAGCUACUUGGAGACGCUCCAGCAGGACCAGCCGUCUCGCCCGCAAACGCUCACCUUCUUCCUGCGCUCCCAGGAGGAGCAGAGAGCCCUCGCUGGUUCGUUCAGGUCUGUGAAGAUCAGCCUCACGCAGCGAGACUUGCGUAAGACGGUUCUGUCGAUCCUGAGGUCGUGCGACCUGCCGACCUCCUAUGUGGACGGCAUAGCCGCCCGGCGGCCCGCCAAGAAGUCCCGGCCGAAGAGGGCGGAGCCGCGGUACAGGACGACGUACGAGGAUCGCGACACCAGCUUCGAUGCGGAGCAGAUGCAACAGCAGGUCAACAAGACCAAAGACGAUCAGACACUCGGGGAGUGGCUGGAGAGGAACGCGGCGGAGGCGCGCGGCAAGCUGGAGGCGAGCCGGCCGGUGCGGGAGGAGGUGGAGCGGCUGGAGCAGGCCCUGGUGCACGGCCUGGGCGUGCGCGCCGUGCUGGGGGACUGCGGCUGGAACGCCGCCCACUUCCGCGGCUGCCUCAUCAGCUUCCAGUCGCUGGCGCGCCACCACCCGGAGGUCAUGCACGUGCUCCGCGGCCGGACGCUGAUGUUCAGCAGUGACACGGGCGUGAGUCUCGAUGGACACGUCAUGCUCAACAGCGGAGAAGUACGCAACAACUGGCUGGACUUGCUGAAGAACGUGCAUGCGCAAGACUCGGUUCUGCGCAGAAUCCCGGCGUUCGAGCGAGCCGUGUCGACAGUUCUGCGUGACAUACAGAUUGUACGCAGGAAGUUCCAGCCCAAGGUGAUGGCGGAGAGCUACGAGAAGCACCUGCGUCGCAUGGUCACGUCCCUGAGCGACUACCAGGGCCGCCGGGGCUACCCCGGGCACUGGCCCCAGAGCCUCGCCCGCUACGAGCUGGUCGUCGAGACGGAGGCGGGCCCGCUGAUGCUGUCCCCCACGGGCCAGUUCAUCGUCCCGGCGUCCUGCCCCGCGUUCCUGCUGGUCGCGUUCGUCAGCAGCCACCUGGACGAGGCGGCUCGCCUGCUCCAGCACUACCAGGACACCAAGCACGUGGAGAGGAGCGCGCACGCGGAGUGCGUGUCGGCGUUCGGGCUGGCCGCGCUGCUCAAGGAGGACAACGUCACGCCGGACCUGAUGAUCGCGUGCUGCCGCCGCCUGCUGGCGCACCGAGGGCAGCUGGAGGGGCACCUGCGCGGCGCCCGCCUCAGGGUCGCCAGCUACUACUGCGUGCUGGCCGACGGCGACGUGUGCCUGCCCUGGGACUGGAGGCCCUGAGCCGUCACCGAGACCAGCAGCUCGAAACAUACAUUAUCGCACCCUGAGUACAAGACUAUCGUAAGCCAAAAAAAAUUCAUCUUAUGAGAUAUUUUUACCAUAAGCAGGAAAAAAAUAAUCAUUAUCUAGGCACUGCAAGACUAUCUCAAUGUCAUAUUUAAUUUUACGGGACUCACUGCAAAUAAUGUAGUGUUGCAGCCUGGAAAAACAUUGUAUAAGAAUAUGUGCAAGACUAUGGCAUCUGAGUUGUGAUAGUAGUAUUGCACUGAUUUUUGAGUUACGAUAGUCUUGUACUCAGGGUGCGAUUUGUUACGUACAAGUUCUGCUAAAGAAACUCCGACUAAUCGUAAAAUCUGUUUGUGGUUUUUUUUUUUUGAAGUUGUACUCCUGAUGUGACUUCCAACAAGGCUGCGUUAAAUGUUUGACGCCACCGCGGAGGAUUAUUUGCAUGCAAUUAAAAAACUAUUUUUUAAACGAUGUCAAAGAAGUAUAACUUCUAUAUAUUUAGGCCAGUUUCGUUUUUAAGACAAAGUGAUUUUGGUGUUGUUUUUAUUUUUUAUAAACUCUGUUCAUACUUAAAAAUAGCACCAUUUUCAACACUUCAACAAAUAUAACUAGGGACCCCAGAAAAUGGUGAACCGCGAAAUACACGAAAUACCGCGAAAUUGGGCACUAUUUCACCGUUUUCACGAAAUCUGCUAUUUUUUCACAAAACACAAAACUUUGCGCGAAAUCCACGUAAUUUCCGUUACCAAGAAUGUUUACAUCGGAUACUGUAAAUAAUCUUACUAUCAAUUGUAUUGAUAUCGCUUAACGAAAUCGAUUGUAUUUCCAACAUGGCGGCAAACGUGUAUAUUUACGUUGCCGCUAUGUAGCAGUGUUGCGAACACAAUUUUCGUGUAGUUGGUAUUAGUUCUCAAAAAUUCUAGCGCACAGAAGCGAACACAAUAUUUACGCUUACAUAAUAGUUUAAUUCUGGCCGAACACAAUAUUUUUUCGUGUGCGUGCCACUACGGCAUAAAUGUUUUUACGGUGCAGUUUGCAGUAGUGUUUUUUUUAUGACGUCUCGGUUACUCGGUAUUAAUUUCCAAGCAUCUAGUUAGUAGUGCUUAUUUUUGUGUUAAGAUGCCGAAAAUAGUUACGGUUUUCGAUCGAGAACGAGAGAUGAAGCAGGAAGGAUUUUAUAUAUAUUUGAUGUUAAGGAUAAGAUAAUAAUGUGUAAGUUUUGCAACGUUCGUGUGGACUGGAUGCGUCGAGACACAUUAAUUAUUUUUAAAUCAAGUGUUGAAUUUGUACAUAAGAAAUCAUAAUUUUUGUUUAUCUGUAUUUUCUCUUGUUUAUGGUACCUAUAUUGACUCUUAAAAUAAGAUCAAUGUUAAUAUUUUGUUGUGAUAAAGUGCUUGACUGUUCCAAGUUUUUCAGCUCAAAAUAUGUGACAUAUUUAAUGGAUUGUACAGUCUCUCCACUUCAUUUUCUUCUUAAAUUAAUGAAUUGUAAUACUAUUGUUUCUGUAAUUAAUAAUUAUGAUUACUUUUCUUCUUAUUCAGACCAUACAUUAUUUUAAUUUCCAAACAUAGUAAUAUUACAACACAAUUUUUAAAAAAAAACCAACAUUUGGUUAGAAACAGAUGGAAUAGAACAGGCUAGGGGAACACAGGGUUGCUGUAAAGGAGACAAGACCAAGAAGAAAACUAGAAACACUAAAAACUUUUUAGUGUUUGCCAACUGAGUGCAUUUUAUGUUUAACAUUAAAAUUUAAAAAAAAUUUGAAGCAAAUCAAUCCUCGUUUGCCAAUUUCAAUUUUAAUUUAAUGUAUCUCACCAAACUUUUACACCGAUUUUUAGCACCGCUUGCUUAUUUUUACACCGAUUUUUUGCACCACUUUUGUCAUUUUUUUACACCGAAAUGAGCCAGUUUUAUUUACCAUUUUCUGGGGUUCCUAAAUAUAACACUUACUUGUUCAACGAUACUUACUUCACCAAAACAGUGUCAUUUUCACUGAUACAUGAUUCACGUUAACAAUAUAAUGAUUUGUAAUAAGCAAGUCUUAACUACUGGUAACAGUAAAACUGAAUCACCGAGUAUAAGUGUGUUUGUGAAAUGUUCCUAGUCGGAAUAUAUUUUCCAAUCUAAUUAGUACGUACAUUUUGGUGCCAAGUAAUUUACGUUCUUAUUAAAAGAUCAGUAUAUUUUUGUAAUUUGGAGUUGAAUUUUGACUAUGUAUGCUUUUUAGUUUCAUGAUUUUUUUGUGAGUUCAUUAGUGCUUAAUAUUGUAGUGUACUAAUUUGCAUUUCGAUGUUACAUGGUGUAUUGACAUGUUUUUAUGUGUUAUUUCGGCUUUAUCGCAAUCCACCAUAUAGUUGUGUUCCUGUCAUUAACUAGAACAACAGCCAAGCUGUUCUUGCUCAGCUGGUAGGUGAAUGCUGUGAAACAGCAAGUGUGUAUUAUACUGUGUGUUCAAAUGGUUUACUUGCUGUUGUGUAAAUCAUUAUGUUUAUGUUUAGAGAUUUUGUUUUUGAAUAAUGCACAAAAACACUGGGUAACCACAGUUGUGAUACCUAACACACUUUGUUAAAAUGCUUGUGACGUGAACUAAAUUGCAUAUUUUAAAAUAAGUGCAAGAUUGUGAUAUACAUAUAUAUGUUUGUUUUAGCCAAUGAUACAGUGGAAUCUCAUUAAUACGAUACUGGUUAAUCCCAAACCCUCGUUAUUACAAACCUGUUCAAAUCCCUGGCAACAUGAACAGGAUGUUGUGUCGAAUAGUUAGUACAUUACAAAAUACCAGAUAAUAUGUAAUCUCGGAGUUCCGUUGUGGCCCAAAACAAGUUUCGCGUAUAUUUGAGAUCUGACAAUACAAAAGUGUUAGCGUUCUCAGCAUUUACAUUUUUUUGUAAUUAAUGACAUUUCUUUAGGUCCCAUUUACGUCUCAUUAAAUGCAAUGCAACACUUUCCCUCAAAUUACACAGUGGAAAUUACUUUCUUCCCGCUUUUAACUUCUCAUUUACUAUGUAAAGAACCUGGUGUUUAUUUACAUAAAACUUGUUAAGAUUUCUCACACAAUACAAUUUCUCAAAUAUGAUCAAAUGUUUCAAUCCCGCCAUUUUUUCUCUGUAACAUGUAUGGUGUAUGUUAUUAUUCGUGAUGUUGAAAAUGUUUAAAUAAAAUGAGAAGUAACCAAAUACGUAGUUAAUUUUUUUGCCUAAAUCUUCUUAGCGAUCUGUUAGAUAAAUAAUAAGUUGUAGCAACAUACCGUUCAAAAUUGUAAACAAUUUUGUGUUAACAUUUAUGCGGGCCAACCAUGUUUUUACUUAAGGGAAUGCUCUUAUGCAAGUUUGUAGCAAAUAGUACUAUAAGAAUUAAGAAUGCACAUAUUUUUCUUUUGUUUUGACAUUGUGUACAAAUUACUUACAUGCAACAUGGUUAUUACAUAGUGGGUAAAUUUAUGUCCCUUCAGGUAUGUGUUAGUGAGGUUUCACUGUAUGUGUGUGUGUAUAAUGAGUUAAGCCUGAAUUCAAAUUCAACAGACAAUUUUUGGCUGCAAGUUCCUAGUUGAAAAACUAUUUUUGACUUGCAGUGUAAAGUGCUUCUCAAGGCUGGUAUACGUCUUUGAAUUUGGAGCUGUAAAACUUUUUUUAUUGUAAACAAUAAAGUUUCUAAGACAGAACACUGAGCCACUGCACAGUAUGUUUAAUUAAACAAAGUUUUACUUCCAAAGCAAAUUUUGUGUCCGCAGCAAAAUUAUAUCUUCAAACUAAUGGAGGGUAAUCAUUUUAUUUCCACAUAUUGCUAUCCGUAAUUAUUUCAAUGAAAUAAUUUCUCUUCAGUGACAAAAUUUGCAGUGGUUGUAGAAAAUUAAUGCAUUUAGACAUAAUCUAUCUUAAGUGCUUUCUCUAUUAUUUAAAAUAAUAAUUUUGUUCCAUCCCAACUUCAUAGAUGAACCUAUCCAAGCCUUGGGAAGCACUUAGACAAUAAGUUGUAUUAAGUUUUUAAAUUUAUUUUGUUGUGAUGAAGCCGCAGCCGAAGUUUGUUUGGUGAAAUUCAGACUCCUCCUGUGUAUGUGUAUACAUCCGCCCCUCGAAGUAGCGCCCUAAUUCGUUCCAGGAAAACAAGAGCACUGUUCAAAUACCUAUUUCCCACAAGAGGUGUGUGUGUGUAUGAGGAAUAACUGAAUGCUCGGGCGUCGUCAGAAAUGAAAUUUACUAUGCGAAUAGCUGUUAUAAGGAAAGAGCAAAAUAAUAUUUGUUGAUUCGUCACAUUAUUAACUUGUUCCAUUGUAUUUAACGCUACACAGGUGUCGUUGCCAUUGACGCGGAAAAACCAUUUAAAUAAAAGAAAAAAAGCGCUACAUUGAAUCAAUGACUGCGCUACUUCAAAUCUUGCCAUAAUUUAUCGGUGUCGUUACUUCGAAACCGUCCAAAUCAAACAGCGUUACUUUGAGGGGCACAUAACACCCAAGUUACAUCCAGGGUUAGUUUUCUAAUUUUUUUCACCAAUGUUGAAAUAUUUUUCAUGAUUAACUUACAGUUGCUCUGUAGAAUUUAAGAGAUCUAUUAUGUAUAUCUGUUCCAUUGUGAUUUGUCGUAGCUUCAAUAGUUAUAAAUAAAAUUGUAGUUAUAAAAACAAA